AUGAGUACACAGUUAAGAGUCCUCUAUCUUGUUCCACUUCUUCUAGCCAGCUAUGUGCAGACAAUCACCAAGCCGGAGAAGAUGAGGAUGAAUUGCUACAAGGAUGUGAAAGGCACUAUCUAUGACUACGAGGCUUUCUCUCUUGGGAAGGAACGCAUUCAGUUCAAGCAGUAUGCAGGCAAGCAUGUCCUCUUUGUCAACGUGGCCACCUACUGUGGGCUGACAGUUCAGUAUCCUGAACUGAAUGCUCUCCAGGAGGACUUGAAGCCAUUAGGCUUUGUUGUGCUGGGCUUUCCCUGCAACCAGUUUGGAAAGCAAGAGCCAGGAGAAAAUGCAGAGAUUCUUUCUGGGCUCAAGUAUGUUCGUCCAGGAAAAGGAUUUGUACCCAAUUUCCAGCUCUUUACAAAAGGGGAUGUAAAUGGCGAAAAAGAACAGAGAAUCUUCACCUUUUUGAAGCACUCCUGUCCUCACCCCUCAGAGACCGUGGCCGUAAGCAAGCAUGUCUACUGGGAGCCAAUCAAAGUCCACGACAUCCGCUGGAACUUUGAGAAAUUCCUGGUGGGACCCAACGGAGUCCCUAUCAUGCGCUGGCACCACCAGGCUCCUGUGAGCACUGUCAAGGCGGACAUCGUGGCGUACCUGAAUCAACUCAAGAUGAUAUAG
Psammomys obesus (fat sand rat) is the source of this 663-nucleotide messenger RNA. It is a transcript of the gene Gpx5, whose product is annotated as glutathione peroxidase 5. The coding region runs from base 1 to 663 and encodes 220 amino acids. The transcript is spliced from 5 exons. Gene Ontology annotation, biological process: response to oxidative stress. Lineage: Eukaryota; Metazoa; Chordata; Mammalia; Rodentia; Muridae. Gene Ontology annotation, molecular function: glutathione peroxidase activity. The record is from RefSeq and is a predicted model, not a curated record.